AUGAGUACAACCUCGCGAGGCUUAGAGGGGAGACUGAUCGACCGGUGUGAUGCCCACUCAAUGACUGGCACGUGCGCUUUCAUAAUUUCUCAUGGAUUGCCCUCUCUUAUUUUAUCCUAUUAUUAUUAUUAUUUUGCAGAUGAGAAAAAGAAAACAAAGAAAGUGGAUAACGAGCUCCACCCUGUCUGGAAUGAGAUUUUGGAGUUUGACCUGAGGGGUAUACCGCUGGACUUCUCAUCUUCCCUUGGGAUUGUGGUGAAAGAUUUUGAGACAAUUGGACAAAAUAAGUUAAUUGGCACGGCGACUGUGGCCCUCAAGGACCUGAUCGGCGACCAGAGCAGAUCGCUGCCCUACAAACUUAUCUCCCUGCUGAACGAGAGGGGGCAAGACACUGGGGCCACCAUUGAUUUGGUGAUCGGCUAUGACCCACCUUCGGCGCCGCAUCCAAAUGACCCUGGUGCACCCAGCGUGCCAGGCACAGGAGGAGAAGAGGAGGAAGGUGAAGGUGAUGAAGACGGGAUGGACGGUGCGGUCCGGGACCCUGGGCCCCGGGCGCCGGCGGGGAAGGUGUCGGAGGCUCAGCUCGCUCGGAGACUGGGCAGAGUGAAGUCCAGCCGGCGCAUGCUGUCCAACAAGCCCCAGGACUUUCAGAUCCGUGUCAGAGUGAUUGAGGGCCGGCAGCUGAGUGGCAAUAACGUACGGCCUGUGGUCAAGGUCCACGUCUGCGGCCAGACACACCGAACAAGAAUCAAGAGAGGGAACAAUCCGUUUUUUGAUGAGUUGUUUUUCUACAAUGUCAACAUGACGCCCUCUGAAUUGAUGGAUGAGAUCAUCAGCGUCCGGGUUUAUAAUUCCCACUCUCUGCGGGCAGAUUGUCUGAUGGGGGAAUUUAAGAUUGACGUCGGAUUCGUUUAUGAUGAACCCGGUCAUGCUGUCAUGAGAAAAUGGCUUCUUCUCAACGACCCCGAAGAUGCCAGCUCUGGUGCUAAAGGUUACAUGAAAGUCAGCAUGUUUGUCCUGGGAACCGGAGAUGAGCCUCCCCCUGAGAAACGCGAUCGCGACAGUGAUGGUGACGACGUGGAGAGUAAUUUGCUGCUCCCUGCUGGCAUCGCCCUGCGGUGGGUGACCUUCUUACUGAAAAUCUACCGAGCUGAGGACAUUCCCCAGAUGGAUGACGCCUUCUCACAGACAGUAAAGGAAAUAUUUGGAGGCCAUGCGGACAAGAAAAACCUCGUGGAUCCUUUUGUAGAAGUUUCCUUUGCUGGAAAAAAGGUUUGCACAAAUAUAAUUGAGAAAAAUGCAAACCCUGAGUGGAAUCAAGUCGUCAACCUCCAGAUCAAGUUUCCUUCGGUGUGUGAAAAAAUAAAACUCACAAUUUACGACUGGGACCGUCUUACUAAAAAUGACGUCGUUGGAACAACGUAUCUACACCUCUCUAAAAUUGCUGCCUCUGGCGGGGAAGUGGAAGAUUUCUCGUCUUCGGGAACUGGGGCUGCAUCGUAUACAGUAAAUACAGGAGAAACAGAAGUGGGCUUCGUUCCAACGUUUGGGCCUUGUUAUCUGAACCUCUACGGAAGCCCCAGGGAGUACACAGGGUUCCCGGACCCCUAUGAUGAGCUCAAUAGUGGAAAGGGGGAAGGCGUUGCCUACAGAGGCAGGAUCUUGGUUGAACUGACCACUUUUCUUGAGAAGACACCACCAGAUAAAAAGCUUGAGCCCAUUUCCAAUGACGACCUGCUGGUUGUUGAGAAAUACCAGCGGAGGCGGAAGUACAGCCUGUCCGCCGUGUUCCACUCGGCCACCAUGCUGCAGGACGUCGGGGAGGCCAUUCAGUUUGAAGUCAGCAUCGGAAACUAUGGCAACAAGUUUGACACGACCUGUAAGCCUUUGGCGUCAACAACUCAGUACAGCCGUGCCGUAUUUGAUGGGAACUACUAUUAUUACUUGCCGUGGGCCCACACAAAGCCAGUUGUGACCCUGACCUCAUACUGGGAGGACAUUAGUCAUCGCCUGGAUGCGGUGAACACUCUCCUGGUCAUGGCGGAACGGCUGCAAUCCAACGUAGAGGCUCUAAAAUCAGGGCUACAAGGCAAAAUUCCUGCAAACCAGCUGGCUGAGUCGUGGUUGAAGCUGAUAGACGAAGUGAUAGAAGAUACAAGAUACACAUUGCCUCUCACGGAAGGGAAACCCAAUGUCACAAUUCUUGAUACUCAGAUCCGAAAGUUGCGGUCUCGAGGGCUCUCCCAGAUACACGAGGCGGCUGUGAGGAUGAGGUCUGAAGCCACGGAUGUGAAGUCCACGUUGUUGGAAAUUGAGGACUGGCUUGAUAAGUUAAUGCAGCUGACCGAAGAG
Molecule: messenger RNA, 2352 nt
Organism: Carlito syrichta (Philippine tarsier)
Lineage: Eukaryota; Metazoa; Chordata; Mammalia; Primates; Tarsiidae
Product: myoferlin-like
Exons: 23
Biological process (GO): T-tubule organization; plasma membrane repair; membrane fusion
Cellular component (GO): plasma membrane
Molecular function (GO): phospholipid binding
Source: RefSeq, a predicted model, not a curated record